Hippocampus comes (tiger tail seahorse) is the source of this 3297-nucleotide messenger RNA. RefSeq names its product v-ski avian sarcoma viral oncogene homolog b (gene skib). The transcript has 7 exons. Gene Ontology annotation, biological process: negative regulation of transcription by RNA polymerase II; negative regulation of transforming growth factor beta receptor signaling pathway; negative regulation of BMP signaling pathway. Gene Ontology annotation, cellular component: transcription regulator complex; nucleus; cytoplasm. Gene Ontology annotation, molecular function: SMAD binding; RNA polymerase II cis-regulatory region sequence-specific DNA binding; DNA-binding transcription factor activity, RNA polymerase II-specific. Bases 437 to 2473 code for a protein of 678 amino acids. The record is from RefSeq and is a predicted model, not a curated record. Lineage: Eukaryota; Metazoa; Chordata; Actinopteri; Syngnathiformes; Syngnathidae.
AGAGAGAGAGAGAGAGAGAGAGAGAGAGAGAGCGGGCGCGCGAAGAGAGAGAGACUGACUUGGUUGCACAUUUGAGGCGCACAUAGGAGUGCGUAAAACGGCUGUGGGGCGCGUAAGAAACAACACUCGUGAUUGUAUGCUGAGUUUUCUUUUGGGGAUUUUUUUCCGACUGCGGGAAGCUGUUUUAUUAAAAGGGAGAGCGAAAGAGAGGGAUAGGGCAAGCCAUUUGAGUCCUCUUUUUUUUUUUUUUGAAUGGGCCGCACCGGGAAGGAAAGCUGCUCCUUGUCCGGGGGAAGCUGUCUGACUGGCGGCGUGGAAAUGCUCAGCUCGGACGAAGAGUGAACGAGACGCCUUGAAACGAGUAAAGCGAUUCUUUUCCCAAAGUUUUUAGCCUUUGUUAUUCACACACAUCCCAAAAAAAAGAAAGAAGAAAAAGAUGGAGGUUAGCAGCUUCCAGCCUCACCCUGGACUUCAGCAAACUCUGAAGCAGUUCCAUCUGAGCUCCAUGCGCUCCCUCAGCGGACCGGCGGCGUUCUCCGCCCGGUGGCACCACCAGGAGUCUCUGUUCAAGGACGCCAAAGCCGAGAUGGUGCUAAGCCUGCCGGCCCACACUCCCCCGGUCAUGUCCGGGCCGCUCUUCAUCCCGUCGGACCGCUCCACGGAGCGCUGCGAGACACUCCUGGAGCGCGAACCCAUCUCUUGCUUCGUGGUGGGCGGCGAGAAGCGCCUGUGCCUACCGCAGAUUCUCAACAGCGUGCUACGGGACUUUUCCCUGCAGCAGAUCAACUCGGUGUGCGACGAUUUGCACAUUUAUUGCUCGCGUUGCACUGCCGACCAGCUGGAGAUCCUCAAGGUGGUGGGCAUCCUGCCCUUCUCGGCGCCCUCCUGCGGCCUCAUCACGCAGACGGACGCCGAGCGCCUGUGCAACGCGCUCAUCUACGGCGGGUCGUACCCGCCGCGCCGCGGCGGAGGAAGCAAGGAGCGCGGCGGCGGCGGAGGAGGAGGAGGCGGCGGCGGCGGAGGCGGCGUCCUUCUGGAGCUGGAGCGCACCGAGGCCAGCUUCCGGGUAUACCACGAGUGCUUCGGCCGAUGCAAGGGCUUGUUUGUGCCGGAGCUCUACUCUGGCCCCGGAGCCGCCUGCGUGCAGUGCCUCGAUUGCAGGCUCAUGUUCCCGCCGCGGAAGUUCGUGGUGCACAGCCACAAGCGGCUGGAGAACCGGACCGUGCACUGGGGCUUCGACUCGGCCAACUGGAGGGCCUACGUGCUCCUGGACCCGGACUACAGCGGCAAAGAGGAGAAGGCGAACCUGGAGAGGCUGCUCAGGGACUUAAAGGGGAAAUAUGACUUGAGCGGCAAGAUGGCCAGGAAGUCGUGCAGAUCGCCAAGCCCUGUCAUAGCCAAGCAGCCCAAACUGGAAAAAUUGCCAUCUCCAUCAGCUGACGACGAACACAAAACCGAGUGGCUGCAGUCAUUGUCCAAGUCCAGACACAAGGACCUGAAGCAAAUCCAGCUCAAGCAGAGACCUUCGGCAUUCCGGCCUUGGUCUCCAAAAGGAUCAGAUCGGGAGAAACCACCAACUCAAUGUGAGCCGCAGAGUUCCACUUUAAAGAGUCAGGAGACUUUGACACAAGCUCCUUCAACCCCUCUGGUGCAUCCGGGAGACAACCAUGCUCCCGCCAGCUGCACACCAAACAUCCAAGAACUGCAGAAUGGCAACGCGCAGCCCACAGCGCCGCACCUCGAUAACAUAGACACGGACAAGGAGAUCAAUGUGGACGACUAUGAUGAUCGUCCACUGCGGGUAUCCGCCCUGGCUUCACCCCCCUCAGCCUGCAGCAGCGCCCCUCAAACUUUGACCCCCCAGACUAGAGAAACCUAUCUGCCUCAGGAGGCGUCGACCUGGCUGUCAGGGCCCGUCUGCCCCGAGAUGGACGCUCUGAGACAGACGCUCUACGCUGGUGUGGAAACUAAAGAGGAUCGAGAGAAAUUCCUGCAGGAGGUGAUCAAGAUGAGGCUGAAGCAAGAGGAGAAGCUGGCAGCCGCCGUACAGGCUAAACGCAACCUUCAGCAGGAGUUGGAGUUUGUGAAGGUGGCCAAGAAAGGCCGCAUCCGCGAGGCCGUGGAGGCCAAGAGGAACCUGCGCAAGGAGAUUGAACGCCUCCGCGUGGAUUGGGAGAGGAAGUCCAGAGAGGCGGAGGAGGUGUGCGGCCGGCUCAAGGGGGAACUGGAGCACAAGAGACAGCAGCGAGCAUGCGACAAAGGAUGCGAGGCCGAGCGACUCCGUGUCAAAUACUCCGCCCAGAUCGACGAGCUGCACUCUCAGCUCCAGCAGGCCGAAGCAGACCGUGAGCAGCUGCGACGGGAGCUGCAGCAGGAACGCGAGGCACGGCAGAGCCUGGAGAACGUUGUCCGAGACUUGCAGUCCCAGCUGGCCGCGGCGCAGGACACGACGCCACACAGCCCUCCGACCUAAAGUGGAGCCAAGAAAAGACACAUUCAAAAAAAAAAAAGUACUAUUAUGUAUGUAUGAUGAAUCCAUAGGAUGGUGAGUUUUUAGGAAAUGAAAACUGGAUGAGGAAGCAUGAUGUCCACUUCUCCAUCAGUGACUGUUUUUGCUAUAAGCUAAUUGGAGAGAGGCCGCAUCUCACUUACUUGAAAAUGAAGGGAAUGGUCACACAGUCAACUAUGGUGCCACAAAAGUAUUGGUACACUCUUAGGUGUCUCUGCAGACCACUGGACCCAAGAGACGCCUGUUUACCACUAUUCACUUUUAAUAUCAGCUUGAUUUUUUAUAUAUAUAUAUAUAUAUAUAUAUAUAAAAUGUAACAUUAUACAUCUAUGACUAGAAGAGUGUAGAGGGUGUACUGUUAACGAUAUAUUGCUUGUUUAUUCCAUAGUCAAGAAAAGCAACCACAUACCAAUGUGUACACAUUAAAAACUGAAGUAUUGGAUGGGCUAUAUAUAUAUAUAUAUAUAUAUAUAUAUAGGGUAUAUAUGUGUGUGUGAUUGUGAAUAUCUUCUUGUACAUUCUUAUUUUUCAAAAUAUGCUCUUCUAUCAGCAAAUAACGCUCUCCUAAAAGACACAAAAAAAAAGAGAAAUAGCUGUGUUUGUUGCUUUUGUUGGAAUGUGGUACUUCUGUUUGUUUUGUAUUUAGUACUGUAAUUACCUUUUUGGGUUCAUUUAAAAGCAUUCAUUUUUAGGGCUCUUAAAUCAACAAAUAGCGUUUAUAUGAACAGCAUUUCUACAUAUAUAAAAUGCAAAAUGAGCAUAUAUUUUUUUACUGUAGGAAAAAAAAA